AUGAUAGAUGAUAGUUUGCCACUAUUUAAUAGUAUCAAACUCAAUAAUAGUAGCUCAAUACUAUGUAAUGUUAGCUUUUCAUUAAAAUGGGUUCCCAAUACUGAAUUAUCAAUAGAUUCUUUAGAACAAAUCCUGUCGGAUAUAUCUAAUAGAAAUAAAUAUAAAGAUUAUGAAUUUUCAAUAGACUUUAACUUGGUUUAUACAGAGACUCAAAAAGAAAUAAUCAACAAUGGUUUAUUCAUAAUCAAUACUCAUAAAAACUAUGAAGAAGAAAGUCUUCUGGGGGCAAUUGACAACUUUCGGGAUUAUGAUGAUAAUGAAGAACCACCCACCGCUCAACCUAUUUUCCUAAAGCCAUUUAAAUAUACAACUCUAUAA
Messenger RNA from Dictyostelium purpureum, 378 nucleotides. RefSeq lists its product as uncharacterized. NCBI's taxonomy places the organism in Eukaryota, Evosea, Eumycetozoa, Dictyosteliales, Dictyosteliaceae. Bases 1 to 378 code for a protein of 125 amino acids. The transcript has 2 exons. The record is from RefSeq and is a predicted model, not a curated record.